GGGCUGAGAGUGCGGAGGGAGGUGGGCUGGAGUUCGCGCCUACCCCUCCCCAGCAGGGGUAGGAAGUAGACAGGACUUUCCAGGUUCGCCGCGAACGCAGAAUCAUGCAACCCACAACCGGCCCCACCCUCCUGGCCGUCUGGUCCCCUCCUCCUGGACUGAAACAAGGAGCCGCGGAGCGGUGGGGCCAGAUGGACUCGUCCGAGACGCGGAGCCAUCCGGACUCUGUGCAGCACCAGAGCGGGCCGGGCAGCAGUGGGCGCUCGCGAUCCUCCUCUGCCCUGCGCUCUCUCCCUCAGGACCCGGCCUCCUCCGUCCCCUCCUCCUGCUCCUGCUCCUCCUCCUGCUCCUCCCCUCCGCGGGACUGUUCGCCGAGCCUCCCGCCUGCAAAGUCCCCGGCGCGAGGGCAGUCACCAGCCGCCGCCACUGCCUAGUCUCCGUGGGUGCCCGAAUACCCUGCCUCUCCCGCCUGCCCCGAGGCGCCCCGAAGCUCGCUCCGCCGGCCGCCGGUUCUCCGCGGAGCUGCCCAUGGCUCAGCCCGAGAGCGGACUUUGGGCGCCGGACCGGCUCGACCGCGGCGCUGCUCAGUAAUUGGCAGCCUGGGACACCCAUGUGUCACUGAUCAGAAGGCAUUCCCCGCGGCAGUGCUUCAUGACCCAGCGGCGCUGGGCCCAGUGAAGCCACCAUGGUGACCAGCACGGCUGCACUGCUCCUGGGCGCGGUGCUGCUGGUGGCCCAACUCCAGCUAGUGCCUUCCCGCCCCGCCACGCCCGGGGCCGAGCCGGGCCAGCUGGAGCUUGCACGCAGAGAGGCCACCCUCCAGGGCGAGGGCCAGGAAGGUGCGGCCCCCAACGGCUCGGCCCAGCAGCUGCCUCAGACCAUCAUCAUCGGUGUGCGCAAGGGUGGCACGCGCGCAUUGUUGGAGAUGCUCAGCCUGCACCCCGACGUGGCAGCCGCCGAGAACGAGGUCCACUUCUUCGACUGGGAGGAGCACUACAGCCAAGGCCUAGGCUGGUACCUGGGCCAGAUGCCCUUCUCGUCCCCGCACCAGCUCACAGUGGAGAAGACCCCCGCGUACUUCACGUCGCCCAAAGUGCCUGAGCGCGUCCACAGCAUGAACCCGGGCAUCCGGCUGCUGCUCAUCCUGCGAGACCCGUCCGAGCGCGUUCUGUCGGACUACACCCAAGUGUUCUACAACCACGUGCAGAAGCGCAAGCCCUACCCGUCCAUCGAGGAGUUCCUGGUGCGUGACGGCCGGCUCAACGUGGGCUACAAGGCGCUCAACCGCAGCCUCUACCACGUGCACUUGCAGAACUGGCUGCGCUUCUUCCCGCUGCGCCACAUUCACAUCGUCGAUGGUGACCGCCUCAUCAGGGACCCUUUCCCGGAGAUCCAGAAGGUUGAGCGGUUCCUGAAGCUGUCGCCGCAGAUCAACGCCUCGAACUUUUACUUUAACAAAACCAAGGGCUUCUACUGCCUGCGGGACGGGGGCCGGGACCGCUGCUUGCACGAGUCCAAAGGCCGGGCACACCCCCAAGUCGACCCCAGACUCCUCAAUAAACUGCACGAAUAUUUUCAUGAGCCAAAUAAGAAAUUCUUCGAGCUUGUGGGCAGGACAUUUGACUGGCACUGAUUUGCAGUAAGCUAGGCCGGGAACCUUUCCUAUUGUAAGUUCUGGUGUACGUCUGGGGGAAGAAAAA
Lutra lutra (Eurasian river otter) is the source of this 1700-nucleotide messenger RNA. RefSeq names its product heparan sulfate-glucosamine 3-sulfotransferase 1 (gene HS3ST1). The coding region runs from base 686 to 1633 and encodes 315 amino acids. Lineage: Eukaryota; Metazoa; Chordata; Mammalia; Carnivora; Mustelidae. The transcript has 2 exons. The record is from RefSeq and is a predicted model, not a curated record. Gene Ontology annotation, molecular function: [heparan sulfate]-glucosamine 3-sulfotransferase activity.